UAACUUUGAUAUUCACGUCGCAUAUCCGUUAAACCCUAAGAUUCUCCUCUCCUCUCCCUCGCACGAUCUCCUUGAACAAUCUUCGCAGAAGCAAUCAGAUUUCUUCAAUUUUUUGUUUCGUUUUCUCGGAUGCCGACUCGGAAGAUAGAGAAAUUUAGGUUUUUUUUUCCGACUUGAUUGAAGCCACUUCUCUAGAUUUUGCUCUAUAUUACUUCGCUAAAUCAGGAAUUUCCGGUGGUACGGAACCAUGGUGUGGUGCCGCCAUUGUGUGAAGAACGUGCCUGGUAUUCGGCCCUACGAUGGUGCCUUGGCAUGCAAUUUAUGUGGGAGGAUAUUGGACGAUUUCAAUUUUUCUACCGAAGUUACAUUCGUCAAGAAUGCUGCAGGGCAGAGUCAAAUGGCUGGGAACAUAGUGAGGAGUAUGCAGAGUGACAUCUCUAGCUCACGUGAAAGGAGAAUUAGAAAAGCUAGAGAAGAUAUGAUGAAUUUGAGAGAUGGCUUAGGAAUUGGUGAUGAAAGAGAUGAUGUGGUUGAUAUGGCCAAUCGGUUCUAUACUAUUGCAGUUCAUCGAAAUUUCACAAAAGGACGUAAAUCCGAGCAAGUACAGGCUUCCUGCCUGUACUUGACUUGCAGGGAAAAGAAUAUCCCGUUUCUUCUUAUUGAUUUUUCAAGUUAUCUUACUAUAAGCGUUUAUGAGCUUGGUGCUGUGUACUUACAACUUUGUGAAAUGCUAUACAUUGCUGAAAAUCGGAAUUACGAGAAGCUGGUUGACCCUUCCAUUUUUAUUCCUAGGUUCACAAAUAGUCUCCUGAAAGGAGUACAUGAUAAAGCGGUCGUGAAAACAGCUAGAGACAUUAUAGCUAGCAUGAAGAGAGAUUGGAUACAGACGGGCAGGAAACCUAGUGGCAUAUGCGGUGCAGCACUUUAUAUAGCUGCUCUUUCCCAUGGUAUCAAGUGCUCCAAGACAGAUAUUGUCAAGGUUGUGCACAUAUGUGAAGCUACACUGACCAAACGAUUGAUUGAAUUCGGAAACACAGAGUCUGGAAAUUUAACUGUUGACGAGCUCACAGAAAGAGAGAGGGAAUUGCAUAAAAGAUCUUUUGUCAGGCAUCAAUCAGAAUCCAAAAUAGAUGGGGUGCUCUGUAUGCAUCAGGAUUGUAAGCCUGUUGGUUAUGGACUUUGCGAAAGCUGUUAUAACGAUUUCAUUACUGUAUCUGGAGGACUUUGUGGAGGAUCAAACCCUCCUGCUUUCCAGCGUGCGGAGCAAGAGAGAAUGGAGAAAGCAGCAAGGGAAGAAAAUGAGGGAGGAGUUAUCAGUACGAACUUUGAUCAACAUUGUCCGAUAGGACCUGGCUGUGACAGUGUGAGCAAAAGCAAAAAUCAAUUUUCUGGACAUGGGAAAGCAGAUGAGAGAAGCGAUGAUAAAGCUGGAGGAACUGAUGGCAAUGCUGAAGUUUCGGAUGAAUCUGGGAACUUCUCUGACAUUGAUGAUGAUGAGGUGGAUGGCUACAUUCACAAUGAAGAGGAAAAACACUAUAAGAAGAUUAUAUGGGAAGAAAUGAACCGAGAGUAUCUUGAGGAGCAAGCAGCCAAGGAAGCGGCUCUGAAAGCAGCUAAUGAAGCUUUAAAUGCAAGUAACGCUAAUUGUCCGGAAGCUGCAAGAAAGCUUGCUCAAGCUACUCUAGCAGCUGUGGCGAAAUCGAGAAAGGAAAAACAACAAAAAAGGGCCGCAGAAGCAAAAAAUGCUGCACCCCCGGCAACUGCUGUUGAAGCUGUGCGUGGAAUGCUCGAGAAAAAGAGACUAAGCUCGCUGAUCGACUACGAUGCUUUGGGGAAACUCUUCGAUGAGACGCCGCCGGCUCAGAAAUCGCCCAAGAAGGGGAAAACAGAAGAUGAGGGAGAGAGGGAUGAUGAAGAAAGUGUGAAAGGGAGAAAACAAGAGAGAGAUGGCGGGAGGAGAGAAGGAAACAAGCUGGAGGAGGAAAAGGAAGAGUACAAAGAAUACGAUUUCGAGAAUGGGGAAGAAGACUGCUUUUAUGGUUACUGUGAAGAAGACGAAGGUUACGACUAUGAAGCUUUCUGACUUGCAAAAAAAAAAAAAACUUUUGUAGAGGACAAAUCGCAUGUAGCAAUAAUAAAUACCCAAAUGGCUCUAAAAACAUGAAAAAUACAAACAAAUAUAGUUAAUCUAUAAAAAAAACUCAUU
Tarenaya hassleriana is the source of this 2206-nucleotide messenger RNA. Its product is annotated as transcription factor IIIB 60 kDa subunit. The record is from RefSeq and is a predicted model, not a curated record. Bases 248 to 2083 code for a protein of 611 amino acids. Gene Ontology annotation, molecular function: RNA polymerase III type 3 promoter sequence-specific DNA binding; RNA polymerase III general transcription initiation factor activity; TBP-class protein binding. Gene Ontology annotation, biological process: transcription preinitiation complex assembly; transcription by RNA polymerase III; DNA-templated transcription initiation. Lineage: Eukaryota; Viridiplantae; Streptophyta; Magnoliopsida; Brassicales; Cleomaceae. Gene Ontology annotation, cellular component: transcription factor TFIIIB complex; transcription preinitiation complex; nucleus. The transcript is spliced from 19 exons.